AUGGAAGAGCAUAACCAAACUGGAAGAGUGAAAGAAUUCAUCCUCCUGGGCCUUACUUAAAAUCCUCAGCUGCAGUAUUUACUCUUCUUUGUCAUCUUUGUCAUCUAUGUGAUAACUUUGCUGGGAAAUUUUGCCAUCAUCAUCACAGUGGCAACGGAUCACCAACUUAACACACCUAUGUACUUUUUACUGACCAAUCUGGCUUUCCUAGAUGUCAGUGAUUCCUCAGUCAGUGUUCCAAAAUUGCUGCCAAGCCUCUUAAACCAACACAAAAUCAUAUCAUUCAGUAAAUGUGUUCUCCAGAUCUUCUUCUUCCAUUUCACUGCUGGUGCUAUUGUCUUUUCCCUACUUACAAUGGCAACAGAUAGAUAUGUAGCCAUCUACAAGCUGUUGCGGUGCUUGUCUAUCAUGAAUCAGUGGGUGUGCUCGAGGCUGGUGGCAUUUGCCCGGUUUGGUGGAUUUGCUCGCUCUGUUAUACAAAUUGGACUCCUUCUCCAGCUCCCAUUCUGUGGACCCAAUGUUCUUGACAAUUUCUACUGUGAUGUCUCUCUGAUCAUCAAACUGGCCUGCACAGACACAUAUGUAGCUGAACUGCAGAUGGUCUUCAAUGACGGAUUCAUUCUCAUAUUUGUAUUCCUCAUUCUACUCAUUUUUUACAGCACUAUCUUACUGAAGAUAAGACACGUGACAGAAGGAAAGAGGAAAGCCCUGUCUACCUGUGGAGCCCAGCUCACAGUCGUAAGCUUGGCAUUCAUUCCCAGUAUCUUUAUCUACGCUCAGCCGUUUAAGAAUUUUCCCCUGGACAAGCUGUCAUUAUCUGUCAUUUACACUGUUGUCACACCAAUGCUGAGCCCUAUGAUCUACACACUGAGGAACUUGGAGAUGAAGGCAGCCAUCAGGAGAAUGUUGAGUAGAGUCUUUUUGUCAGAAAGGCAGUAG
Messenger RNA from Dromaius novaehollandiae (emu), 939 nucleotides. Its product is annotated as olfactory receptor 4D9-like. Gene Ontology annotation, cellular component: plasma membrane. Gene Ontology annotation, biological process: G protein-coupled receptor signaling pathway. The record is from RefSeq and is a predicted model, not a curated record. Gene Ontology annotation, molecular function: olfactory receptor activity; G protein-coupled receptor activity. Lineage: Eukaryota; Metazoa; Chordata; Aves; Casuariiformes; Dromaiidae.